Messenger RNA from Diachasmimorpha longicaudata, 4474 nucleotides. RefSeq names its product trachealess (gene Trh). Gene Ontology annotation, molecular function: RNA polymerase II transcription regulatory region sequence-specific DNA binding; protein dimerization activity; DNA-binding transcription factor activity, RNA polymerase II-specific. NCBI's taxonomy places the organism in Eukaryota, Metazoa, Arthropoda, Insecta, Hymenoptera, Braconidae. Gene Ontology annotation, biological process: regulation of transcription by RNA polymerase II. The record is from RefSeq and is a predicted model, not a curated record. Bases 743 to 3538 code for a protein of 931 amino acids. The transcript is spliced from 11 exons.
CUUAUCAUCUGUUUACAAACUCUCAACACCGCAAAAAGUAACGCUCCGAAAACCAUGAAAGUGGGCGUCCCAGUAACUCACUCCAGCAAAAGUACUGAUAAACCGAGUGUCCAGAGUUGUUAUCCACCAAUGAUCGUUGAACAUCGGCAUUUAUCACAAUUCUGAUUCGUUGACAUGAGGGAAGGGGGCGUGACCACAGCGUGUACGACCUGACCACGCCUACCGGAGAGUCAGGCGCGUCUGCCGCCCCCACUUCUCAGUCUGUCUGCGUCUCCCCAAGGACGCGUGUCCAACGGCCCUCUCUCUCCAGACGAAACCACACAAACAAACCGGCUUCCACCCCCUCCCCACCCCUGCGCCGGUGGCGCGGAAGCGGGUAGUGAGCGACCGACAGAAGGUACAGUCCCGUUCGCUAGUCAAUCGCACGUACCUCACCCACUCGGAUGCUCUUGACAGUGUUGACAGUUGUGUUAUUUUUCAAAAUUUUCUCCGGUUACCGAUGUCCACACGCGUCCGGACGAUUCUCAGCCGCUGAGACUGGUGCGUGCAAUUAUCAUUUCGAACAAUUAUCAGUGUCUUCAGGGUCAACCAGGCCCUGAAGAGCAGCAGUAAACUGUCAUGGGCCGUAAUUCGAUAAUCAGUGAUUACUCCGUAUAAAUGGAUUUAUUUUCGUGAUCUUCGGAUGUGAUUAGUUGAUGACAGACCAGUGAGUGAUAAAUAUCGUUAUUGUGGAGGAAAAGGAAUGCUGCCCUAUCAGGUGGCGAUGGACUACGGGGGCUUUCAGCGACAAAGUCCAGUUGGGGUUGGUGUUGCUGGGGUUGGGGUUGGUGGUGGGCAUCAAGGCCCAUCUGGCCCCUUAAACAUCAACCCCGCAUUCACUCACUCCUGGUUCGUACCGGCGGACCUCUGUGUCCCGUACAAACAGAAUCAGGGUUCUCUCCUCGAGCCAGGUUUGUUGGAGAUGCGGAAGGAGAAGAGCAGAGAUGCCGCCAGAUCACGACGUGGAAAGGAGAAUUUUGAAUUUUAUGAGCUCGCAAAAAUGCUACCACUGCCCGCCGCAAUCACGUCGCAGUUGGAUAAGGCAUCGAUCAUAAGGCUGACUAUUUCAUAUCUCAAAUUGAGGGAUUUUUCGGGGCAUGGAGACCCACCAUGGAACCGAGACACACCACCGUCCAAUAAAAUUGUUAAAGUUUCAGGAGCUAAAAGAACCAGACUGUCGUCAACGGCAUUUGCAGAAGACAUGUUCGAACAACACCAGGGAACUCACAUUCUCCAGUCGUUGGAUGGUUUCGCAAUGGCAGUAGCUGCUGAUGGACGAUUCCUGUAUAUCUCCGAAACGGUCUCCAUUUACCUCGGUCUAUCCCAGGUGGAGAUGACGGGAUCUAGUGUUUUCGACUAUGUCCACCAGCAGGAUCACGCCGAGGUUGCCGAGCAACUUGGCUUGGGCCUGACAUCCACGGGCUCAUCGUCGGGUCCGCACUCCUCAAGUUCUGGUCUGGCGUCUCCCAGUAGCGCUGCUUCUGAAGAGCACGGUUCUACUUCUACCGCUAAUCCUGAUGUUUCCUCUGUGAUGUCAUUAACUACAACUGGUCUGUACAAAGGAUACGAUAGAGCAUUCUGCGUCAGGAUGAAGUCAACGUUGACUAAAAGAGGAUGUCAUUUCAAGUCUUCCGGAUACAGAGUUGUAUUGCUUCUCUGUCGACUGAGGCCGCAGUAUCCCUUCAGUCAUACGAGAAAAUCAUCACCACCGUUGAUGGGUAUGGUCGGCAUCGCCAUUGCUCUGCCACCACCAAGUGUACAUGAGAUUCGGCUCGAGGCUGAUAUGUUUGUUACUAGGAUCAGCUUUGACUUCCGGAUAGCACAUUGUGAACCAAAAGUUUCAGAGUUAUUAGAUUAUACGGCUGACGAGCUCACCGGCAAGAGUCUCUACGCCCUUUGCCACGGAGAAGACGCUAAUCGUCUCCGAAAAUCUCACGUCGAUCUUAUCAAUAAGGGUCAAGUACUCACACACUACUACAGAUUAAUGAAUAAAAGUGGGGGAUACACGUGGCUGCAGACCUGUGCUACAGUUGUUUGUAAUUCAAAAAAUGCUGAGGAGCAGAAUAUUAUUUGUGUCAACUACGUCAUCAGCGGAAGAGAAUACGAGAAUUUGAUAAUGGACUGUUGUCAACUGGAAGACGGUGUAUCCGGGGUAAAACGUGAAGAUGCAGCGGGGAAUGAUCCUGAGAACGGCUCCCCGGACGCCGACAGAGGAGAAGGCAGAAACAGCGGUGGUUCAUCGAAUUCUCAUCCCGACAAUCCCCACCAUUCACCCCCUGAAGAUCGCGAAGACAGUAGAAAUUCCGAAGGUGAGACACGUGGUGGUCGUCACCACGAAAAUGUAUCCCAGCUACAACAGGAGCCACAAGCAGCAGUGACAAAUUUGGGUAGUUUAUCAGUUAAAUCCCUGACACGUCACAAACGAAAAUAUCCCCAAGAGGAUGAGAGUUCAUCAUGUGAAGAGGACGACGAAGAAGACACCGUAAAAACAUCGAGAAAUCAUGCCCUGAGUCCAGCAUCAUCGAGUCACUCAAUUCCCACUGAUCAAGUCCUGAGAUCGAGUCCAAAAAUCCGUAGAACUGAAGCAAGAGAUGAUGUUCAUGGUGGUACAUCAGUGAAGGAUUUGGAGCAGGCAAUGUCCAAGCAUUUGCCAGGUGCAUCACUGAGUAAACCAGAAUCACCAGCUCUUCAUCAACCAACAGAUUUCAGUACAGACGCACUGCUGAAGCAGCAGCAGCAGAAGUCAACGAUUCAGUGGAUAGGUGCACAUCAUCAUCUGGGCCACCUGAGCCCCCAGCAAUCGUCAACAGCUCCACAUCCAGCCUCAGCCCUCCUUCGACAGCUCUACGUCAAUCGAGAGAGUGUUAUCAGAAAUGUCCAUGGAAUGAGCUCGAGUACGAGUAGAACACCGACAUCUGGGGGUGUUUAUUACUCCGGGGAAACACCACAGGGUCCACUACCGACACCACCUGGUUCAGAGGGUUCCUCGACUUAUGGAGAGCAUCAAUUCGUUCUUGGCCACAAUCAAAAAUCCGGAACAGGUACGAGUGGUGCAGAUGCAUUUCCCAGUUUAGUGUCAUCGUACUCAUCAGCUGGUGGUUAUGGUGUGGAUUAUCACUCGACGAUGACUCCACCGUCUUCGGUAUCACCCAGAGAUAAACAGCAGCAGCAACAGGCUCACCAGCAGCAGCAACAACAGCAGCAACAACAAGCUCAACUCCACUCAUCGAGUGUUGUCAGUAGUUAUGAAACUCCAGUUUAUGGAGAUCCUGUUAUCAGGCAUCAGUAUGAACCCGCUCAACCAUUGCCCCUCAAACCUCAGGUGUAUUCAGCUGCUGUUCAUCCGAGUGCCCUUGAUGCAGCUGCUGCUUAUGCAGCAUCUGCUGGCCUCAGUGAACAGCCACAAUUCUAUCAUCAUCCAGCUGCUGGUCCGGGAUUUCAUCUAUACCAUCCGAGUAAUAAGGCUACAACCAACGGAUGGUAUAGUUCGGCGUCCUAGUAGAUCGAUAACAUAUGGCGUGUACUUAAUUAAGGAGUAAAUCAAUCCAAAGUCUGUUUUAAUAAUGAGGAAAUGGAAUUUUUCAUCCGGUGCAUAUCAGCGACUACCGCGUUAUACUUUGGUAAUUAUUGGUUGUUAAUUACUUUUGGUGAACUCAUAUGGGUCUCAGCAUCUGGUACCCUUGGCUGACAAAAGUAAAUGAUUCUCUUCCAGAAAAUUUUAUCGACGUUUUUUGGGCCUAUUAGGAUUUUUUGUAAAGUUUAAUUUGUUGUCCUUUAGUUGAGAUUGUUUUUAUUCGAUUGUAAAGCUCUCUAAUUAGGUGAAUUAAUUGGAGCCAGUGUCGGCCAUUAGUUUGGACUGUGCAGACCACAUUUUCUUUUUUAUCAUGUACUGUUUCAAAUGAGUAAUUAUUAUUAAAUGAGUAAUUAAUUUUAAUUGCACGGUCGCGCCUGUAAAUAUUGUACAAAUAAUAUCGCCCUUCGCAUUGUCCUUCCACUCCCUUAUUCAUCUUAUUUUUUGAGAUGAUGACAAACGUUUUUGUCCCGUUAUUUUUUACCCCCAUCAGACCUUAAGCCGAAAAAAAGCAACUGAAUAAGCGAAACGGUGAAUUGAAUUAUCUUUUAAGUAGUUACAUUCCGUCUAUUAACGAAUAGAUAGUCCGAUUUACAAUUAAUUUUAUUACCCUAGGAGAUGAAACGUGGUUUAAUUGUGAGUGAGAGUCAGUGAGAGUCUGUGAGAUUUGGCGUGAAAAUUUGUUUCGGUGAAUUUUAUGGAAAAAAAAAUGAGAAAAAAUCAGUUGUGGAGCUUUCACUUUGCAAAAUUAAAAAAAAAAUUCGACGCGAGGCUUUCGAUCAAUAUUGUACUGUGUAUAUAAAUUAAUUAAAUUUAGUGUCGACGUCCUGCGUCGUUGAAUGACUAUGUCAACUUUGUAGAUCA